Rhodofomes roseus is the source of this 1748-nucleotide messenger RNA. RefSeq lists its product as uncharacterized. The coding region runs from base 1 to 1503 and encodes 500 amino acids. The transcript is spliced from 3 exons. Lineage: Eukaryota; Fungi; Basidiomycota; Agaricomycetes; Polyporales; Fomitopsidaceae. The record is from RefSeq and is a predicted model, not a curated record.
AUGACCAUUGCCCAUCGCCUCACGUGCGCUACCGGAGGCUUCUACAAAUCACCUAGCGCAGCGACCGUAGUCGACUCAUCCGACCCUCUACAAAUCAGCUGGGAUACGACAUGCCUGGACACAACCGCUGUCGAUAUCUACCUGUUCGCCCCCCUCGCCGCCACAUCACGGGUCCACAUCUGGCAAAACGUCGAUUAUGCAUACGGAAGCUACAAUGCCACCCUCCAACCGUCAUGGUGGAACUCCACCAAAUCUGUGAGCCUGCAGCUGGAGAUCAUCGAGUCGGGCAUGCCGACCUUCAUGGCCACUCUCCCUGCCGGACCCAUAUGGAACGCUACAUAUAGCAAAAGCGACGCUUCCACCAAUAGCGACACCGCUUCUGGGUCAAUUUCGGAGGACGUGAAUAACGUUCCGAAGCACGGGCUCUCCAAGGGCAAGGUUGCUGCUGCGGUGAUCAUGACUUUACUCGCCGUUGCCGGUAUCCUUGCAGGCGUGUACAUUUGGCGCAGUCGCAAGCGUAGGGAGGAGAAGCGGAAGCGGUUCAGCGUUGCGGUAGACAAGCGCAUGUCCACGAUCUCCACGGAAUGGAGACCGGUCACCACUGCAGGCGCGACGCAUGCUGUCCGGAGCAGCGUAUACAGCGGCGGAGACCGCGCAUCGACAAUCGAUGGUGGACAGGCCUCCAUCGGCUCGCACUCCCUGCGUCUGCAGACUACGGAGGAGGAGCUGUCCCCGCCUGUUAUGGCUCAAGUCCGCCCUGGCUUCCGUGCAAGCCUGUACAGCGCGGCUGACCGCCAGUCGCGCGUGUCCCGGGUGUCCUUCGCGCCAGACAUGCGUCCGUCCUCGGAGUACCGCCGGACGCGUGCGUUCCAUGAUGACUAUGUCCCUCCGCUGCCGGACGCGAUGUCGCCUACGCAGACCGCCGGACCAUUCAGCCUCAGCUCUGAUGACAUCCGUGCCCAUAUGUCUGGACAGGAAUUCUCAAGCUCAAACCGUGACUCCGUUUCCGCUGCUCUGUCCAUGAUGCGUACGGGUUCCUCGCCCACCGACGAUAGCUACAUCAUUCCUGCUAUGAUGAAGAUGCCCGAGCCUGAACUGCCCAUGCCGCCUGCCGCGGCCCUCCAGGCACCUUCUGCUCCUCAGUCGCCUAUCCUGGGUGGGAUGCCGAUGCCAUCUAUCCCUGGGAUUGCCAUGACACCGGAUGACAUGCUUCGCGCGUACGCUGAACGUAACUUGCGCUCGCCGCCGCCUACUUCCUCCACUCCGGCGCCUUCGACUGGGACCGGCAUGCUACAGCUUUACGCGCAGGACCCUACCCCGACCACGAUCGACAUGUUCGGACUGGUGUCCAAGCCGACGCCGCCGUCGCCCGCAUCGCUCUAUCCUGACAUGCCUCCGCAGAGCCAGGAUCAUGAUGGCGGUGACGAGCCCCGGGGCAGCUUUGCAGUCUCGGAGGAGAGUAGAUAUGGCGUGGAGAACGCUGAACACGGUUCUGCUCUCUAGGCAAGGUACCACAGCUUCCCAAACCGCGCCACCUUCCGUGCAAUCUGUCCGUCGUCCCACCCGCUCUACCCUUGAUCCUGUCAUUGCUGGCCAACUCAGUCUGUACGAUAUUGACGUUGUCAGCAGCUCGCUGGCGGAAUUGUCCCCCGCCCAAAUUUCUUGACGUAUCUCCUUGAAGUAUCAUUGAUAUCUCCAUACUCUACCCUUGCCACAUAGCUUCGCGUAAAUUCCGGCCGCAGCCUGAU